AUGACGCAGGAACCCGAAUCGAAGCCAGCUUUGUGGGGGGGCUCACCACAAUACGACUAUGUCUGCUUUGAGAAAUGCACCCGUUACGGGAUACCCCUGGAGGCAGGACGUGAGGCCGGGGGCACAGGGGACGAGCCGCGCUGCCAGGAGAACUCCCUCAGCUACCCACAGCUUUAUGGCAAAUACACAGACCAGAUAACUGACAUUUCAGAGAAGGAAGGAGCAAACCUAUUGAAGAAACAGGCCCAAAAGAACAAUGGAAGACACCUGAAACGUGACAGUCAAGUACAGAUCAAAGAAGAACACUAUUCCAAAUGUCAAGCCUGUGCUAAACGCAUGCAGAAAUAUAUUACCAAGAAGCUUGGAGAGGACUGGAUUUUCUUGGUUCUCCUGGGUCUGGUCAUGGCGUUGGUGAGCUGGGGAAUGGAUUAUGCCAGUGCGAAGAGCCUACAGGCCUACAAGUGGAUGUACAGAGAGCUGCACCCAAAUGUUCCUCUGCAGUAUGUGGUGUGGGUUGCAUAUCCACUUGCUCUCAUUCUGUUUGCGGCCAUUGUCUGCCACCUCGUCUCUCCACAGGCUGUUGGGUCUGGGAUCCCAGAGCUCAAGACCAUUAUGAGGGGAGUGGUCCUCAAGGAAUAUCUCACUCUCAAAGCUUUUGUGGCCAAGGUUGUGAGCCUUACAGCCGGGCUUGGAAGUGGCAUGCCUGUGGGGAAAGAGGGUCCUUUUGUUCAUAUUGCCAGUAUCUGUGCUGCAGUACUCAGCAAGUUCAUGUCAAUCUUCUGUGGUGUGUAUGAGCAGCCAUAUUAUUACACGGAUGUCCUGACUGUGGGGUGUGCUGUGGGCGUUGGCUGCUGCUUUGGGACACCACUUGGAGGGGUGCUUUUCAGCAUUGAGGUCACUUCCACUUACUUUGCUGUGCGCAAUUAUUGGAGAGGUUUCUUUGCAGCUACCUUUAGUGCCUUCAUUUUCCGAGUUCUUGCUGUUUGGAACAAGGAUGCAGACACCAUCACAGCCCUGUUCAGAACAAACUUCCGUAUGGAUUUCCCCUUUGAUCUGAAAGAGCUGCCAGCAUUUGCUAUAAUAGGCAUAUGUUCCGGGUUCCUUGGAGCGUUUUUUGUUUAUCUCAAUCGCCAAGUGGUCCUGUGCAUCCGGCGUCACAAGGCUCUGAGCCAGUUUCUCACCAAAUACCGACUCAUAUACCCUGGGGUUAUAACCUUCCUUAUAGCAACUGCGACAUUUCCUCCUGGAUUUGGCCAGUUCAUGGCAGGAGAGUUGAUGCCACGGGAAGCCAUCAGCACUCUUUUUGAUAACUAUACCUGGAUAAAACACACUGGGGACACUCAGAUCCUAGGCAAAUCUGCUGCUUGGAUCCAUCCUAAAGUCAGCAUCUUCAUUAUCAUCCUGCUCUUCUUCCUCGUGAAGUUCUGCAUGUCUGCUGUUUUUACUACGAUGCCAAUCCCCUGUGGAGGCUUCAUGCCUGUUUUCGUAUUAGGUGCUGCAUUUGGACGUCUUAUUGGGGAAAUCAUGGCAGCACUUUUUCCCAACGGAAUCCUCUUUGAUGAUAUUGUUUAUCAAAUCUUACCUGGAGGUUAUGCUGUCAUUGUCUUCUCUCCCUAUUCCUUUUCCACCCUACCUGGGAAAGGUGCAGCAGCUUUGACAGGAGCCGUGAGCCACACUGUCUCCACUGCUGUGAUCUGCUUCGAGCUGACAGGUCAGAUCUCUCACAUCCUCCCUAUGAUGGUGGCUGUCAUUCUUGCCAACAUGGUGGCCCAGAGUUUGCAGCCCAGUCUCUAUGACAGCAUCAUCCAGGUGAAGAAGUUGCCCUACCUGCCAGACCUGGGCUGGAAUCACAUAAGCAAAUACAAUAUCUUUGUGGAGGAUAUUAUGGUCCAAGAUGUGAAAUUUGUCUCCUCCAACUGUAAAUACCGAGACUUGCAAACUGUACUCCAAAGCACCACAGUGAAGACUUUGCCUUUGGUGGACUCACCAGAAACCAUGAUCCUUCUGGGGUCUGUAGAGCGAUCUGAACUGCAAGCUCUCCUCCAGAGACAUAUAAGCCCAGAACGACGACAGCUCCUCAACAGAGAAAUGCAGCAGAAGCUGUCUGAGGCACCCUACGAUGGAUACAGCCAGGGACCCUGGGCAAACCUGCCAAAGCUGAAGCAUGACUCCUUUGCUUAUGUUGAUGAGGAUGAGGAUACAGAUGAGAAGGGAGAGCUGCCUCGGUCCCCAAGUCCCACUCCCAGUUACCCAGAGGAGCCAAAUGGCCUGACAAGUCCUCUUAAACAAAUGACUGAAACUUUGGAGCCCCAGCAACACUCAGGCAAUGCCAGGAGUUUGAGGCAACUGAUCCAGCAGCUCUUGUGCCAUUGCAGCCGUCCGCAUGAAACAGAGAGCACUGUCCAGGAUCCAGUGGAAGCUGUGGAGACAAUGACACCAGAAGAGAUAGAUGCUUGGGAACAGGAGGAGCUGAACAAGAACGUGUGCUUUGACAGCUGCCGCAUAGACCCCUGCCCUUUCCAACUGGUGGAGAGAACUUCCCUGCACAAGACGCAUACGUUGUUCUCAUUACUGGGCCUCAGCCACGCCUAUGUAACCAGUAUGGGGAAGCUGAGGGGAGUGCUGGCUUUGGAAGAGCUCCAGAAGGCAAUAGAGGGUUCCACGCGCUCCGGGGUUCGUCUCCGCCCACCCCUCGCCAGUUUCCGUAAUACCAACCGGACUUCCACCAACAGUGAGAAGGUCACUCAGGCCACUCAGGCGUGGAACCGGGAGGACAAUGGCAUGGUGGCAGCACAGCAAGCAGUGCCUUUGGGCACAGAGAGCCCACUGCCUCCCUGCUCGGACUCCCCCCAGCCCUCAAACUCACAUGAAGAGGGGGAAGUCCCAUGCUCCACUUCUGCCACUGAUACUGAGUUGGAAGAGCUGGAGCUUACAGGGCCAGUUGCUGAAAACAUCUCAGACAUCCUCAGGGACAUAAGCCUACGCACCACUGACCUGGAUGAAGAUGAAGAUGAAGAUGAGGAUGAAGAGGUCCGCUUAUAGCUGGUGUGAGGGUAGUAGUCCAUCACACUCUUCAGUGAGCCAGUCUUCUUGUGUUUGCUCCUCAAAGGGAAGCUUUUGGACAUUCUUUGCAAUCCCCACAGAGGUAUGAUUCAGCUGCGAGGAGGGGCAUCAGACCAACCCUUUCUUCUGCUGCAUUGUCUCUGUGCAAAGACUGUUGGGCUGUUGGACUAUACACGUGUGUGCAGGCAUCGGAUGUGGACUGGAAGGUGCCAAAGUACAGGCUCAUAAUGCUUAGGCUUCUGCUGU
This is a messenger RNA of Myiozetetes cayanensis, 3309 nucleotides long. RefSeq names its product chloride voltage-gated channel 1 (gene CLCN1). Bases 1 to 3042 code for a protein of 1013 amino acids. Gene Ontology annotation, cellular component: membrane. Gene Ontology annotation, molecular function: voltage-gated chloride channel activity. The transcript has 23 exons. Gene Ontology annotation, biological process: transmembrane transport; chloride transport. NCBI's taxonomy places the organism in Eukaryota, Metazoa, Chordata, Aves, Passeriformes, Tyrannidae. The record is from RefSeq and is a predicted model, not a curated record.